Molecule: messenger RNA, 3986 nt
Organism: Crotalus tigris (Tiger rattlesnake)
Lineage: Eukaryota; Metazoa; Chordata; Lepidosauria; Squamata; Viperidae
Gene: KCNJ10
Product: potassium inwardly rectifying channel subfamily J member 10
Exons: 2
Coding region: 678-1814 (378 amino acids)
Biological process (GO): potassium ion import across plasma membrane; regulation of monoatomic ion transmembrane transport
Cellular component (GO): plasma membrane
Molecular function (GO): inward rectifier potassium channel activity
Source: RefSeq, a predicted model, not a curated record
AUGAACGGCCCCCUGCAAGCAGAGGGGAAGUGGCUUUUAAAGCCUAUUGCUCUCUCUGGCUCUCCUCCACCGCACCGACCGCCACUGCCCGCCUCGCCUUGUGACCCUUAGCCUGGAUGGAGAGCCUUGAUUUCCACCUCAUUAACUUCCUACUAAAACUUUAACCCCCUGGCUUUUCCAGUGGGGGCCCCUCCUCCCCUCCCCUCCAGUCCAUGGCCAAGUCCUCUCUCCCUUCUUUCUUUUUCUGUCCCUCUUUCCUUUCUGUCGCACUCUCCACUUUUCCUGCUCCUCCUGCUUCUCCAUUCUCCACAAUUUCUGGCGAGGCUCUCAUCUGAUAGGCCGGCUGAGGACGUCAGUCGCCUCCCUCGGCUGCCCCCUCCUUUAAAAAAAUAAUCCUUUCAUUCACUUGAAGUUGAACAAACUUUUGUCAGGCCGAGAGGGGGAAAGGAGGCAUAACAUCCAUGGGGGAGGCUCAGCCUUGCAGAGCCGGGCGACGCUGAUUUGAUGCUGGAAGCGCCUCACCUCUCUCUGCCCCACAGCCUCUGCGCCCCCAGCCCUGCGCGGAGAAGGACUCACCCACCGGCCGCUUGGAGAACCCAAUCAGGCGGGUGCUGAGAGGAGGUCCUCUCGAGGUGAGGGUCCCCCAGCUUGCAGUCCAAGCCUUCCCCCAGCUCAAGAUGACCUCAGCCACCAAGGUGUACUACAGCCAGACCACCCAAACCGACAGCCACCCCCUGAUUGGCCCAGUGCUGCGGAAGAGGCGGGUCAUGACCAAGGACGGGCGAAGUAACGUGCGCAUGGAGCACAUCGCGGACAAGCGCUUCCUGUACCUGAAGGACCUCUGGACGACCUUCAUCGACAUGCAGUGGCGCUAUAAGCUGGUCCUCUUCUCGGCCUCUUUUGCCGGCACCUGGUUCCUCUUCGGGGUCGUCUGGUACCUGGUGGCCCUGCUGCACGGGGACCUGCUGGAGUUCGGCCCUCCAGCCAACCACACGCCGUGCGUCAUGCAGGUCCACACGCUGACCGGGGCCUUCCUUUUCUCCCUGGAGUCCCAGACCACCAUCGGCUAUGGCUUCCGCUACAUCAGCGAGGAGUGCCCUCUGGCUAUCGUCCUGCUCAUCAGCCAGCUGGUCCUCACCACCAUCAUGGAGAUCUUCAUCACCGGCACCUUCCUAGCCAAGAUCGCUCGGCCCAAAAAGAGGGCUGAGACCAUCAAGUUCAGCCAGAACGCCGUGGUGGCUCAGCACGACGGCAAAACCUGCCUGAUGAUCCGGGUAGCCAACAUGCGGAAGAGCCUCUUGAUCGGCUGCCAGGUCACGGGGAAACUCCUUCAGACCUACCUCACCAAGGAAGGUGAGAACGUCCGGCUGAACCAGGUCAAUGUGAAUUUCCAAAUAGACACGUCUUCCGACAGCCCCUUCCUCAUCUUGCCCCUCACCUUCUACCACGUGGUGAACGAGUGCAGCCCCUUCCGGGACCUGGCCCUGCGCACGGGGGAGGGCGACUUCGAGCUGGUGGUGAUCCUCAGCGGCACCGUGGAGUCCACCAGCGCCACCUGCCAGGUCCGCACCUCUUACCUCCCGGAGGAGAUCCUGUGGGGCUACGAGUUUACCCCGGUCAUCUCUCUCUCAGCCAGCGGGAAGUACGUGGCCGACUUCAGCCUGUUCGAGCAAGUGAUCAAGGUGGCCCCUCCGUGCUGCCUCCACGAAACCACGCGGUUUGGCGACCCUGAGAAGCUGAAGCUGGAGGAAUCGUUCCGGGAGAGAGCCGAGCGGGAAAGCACCCCGCUGAGUGUGCGGAUCAGCAACGUCUGAGCCCUCCUGGGGGCAACUGGUCUUCCGUAGCUUCUAGGCGUCCCUUGCAGCCUCCCUCCCUCCUCCCCGGCUGUGGUGGCCCCUACUCUCCUGCCAGCCUCAUCGGUUGCAGAGGGGGGAGAGGCUCCCCAAAACAGAAGGCAGCCUUGCUUUUAUUCUCCACAGAAGAGCCCCCAACAAAAGGAACUCUUCCUCCUCCUCUGUGCUUCUAUUUUCCCCUUUUCUAAAAACAGGCGGAGUGGCUGAGGCCGGGCUCACCAGAGCAGCUGAAUGCACCACCAGUGAGGCAGGCAGGCCCGAAAGUGGCUGUGGCUGAAGCGCCCUGGGAGUGAGGCUUCUGUGGACACAGCUCUGCUCCGGCCACGUUGGGUCAUGGGAUCCCAGUUAUGGACCUCCAAAAGCUUGGGAUCCCCAAGUCGCAGGUGGCUGGAGCCUUGAGGAGGGACUCUAAGGGUCCUGGCCUCUGUGCGUGCGUGCACACACACACACACACAGCUGCAGUUUUUCUGUUAUUACUGUAAACCAUCAAAAUGCUGCACUUUUUAAGCCCAGGAAGGAGAAUGAAGGAGAGGCAGCAACCCAGAGCAAGUGGGCCCUCCCUACUAGCAAGACAAAGAGUAGCAGAAAAGAAAAAUAAAACUGGGAAGACGAAGAAGGGCACUGUCAGCUGGGGAAACCCACUUGAUUCCAUGCUAGUUAAAAAUUGGCUGGCGGUGCCUUUUCCUCAAGCUAACAUAAAGCUUCAUCCUUGUCACUUUCAUCCAGCCAAACUCAAUCCAAGUAUUUUCUUUCAAAAGGUAGGAUAAAUAUUUCAGCAAAUGCAGAAGGAAAACUGAGGCACAAAAUGUUUCAUGGACUUUGAAGCUAAAACAAUCCUGCCUGCUUGCAAAGUGCCUGGCCAAGGGGGAAUCUGCCAGCUCCCCAAAGUGUGCCAGAAAAAAAUCCGCUCCGGGGGAGAAGAAGUCGCUUUGGGCACACACCUGUUUGCAGGUGGAGGCCCACGUCAGUCAGGGUCACCCCCAAGAAGAGCUCAUCUCCUGCCUUUGCAGGGGAGCUGUUGGGUCCAGAGGGUCUCCCACAGCUGGAGGAGCAGGUGGUGCUGGAAACCGCUGAUCUGCAGCAGCCACGGACAGGGGGGCUGACUGGGCUGUGGGGGAGGUGGGUCAACACUGCUGGCUCUGGAAAGGAAUCGAGCUGGCCUGGCCUGGACGAUUUCUGUGGGGAGCAGAAGAGCCCAGACUGGUGUUUUGCACGUCAAGAGAGAGAGGGAGAGUGUAGCUUCCUCUUGGGAUGUAAAUGUCUGUUGUGAUAUUUAUAUAUGUUUAUUUAUAUAAAUGAUCUAUAUGUUGCUACUCAAAACACAAAGCAAAGAAGAAAAGAGUGAAGGAGUGAGGUUGCACUUUGUCAAAAACAAGUGAAAGAGCAGACACAAGGCGGUCGGCACCAAAAAAGGAAGUUAAUCAUAGAUUACCCUGCGGUCCUCAUCCCUCCCUCCCACUGCUUCAAAUUUCCUUCCUUCCUUCCUUCCUUCCUUCCUUCCUUCCUUCCUUCCUUCCUUCCUUCCUUCCUUCCUUCCUUCCUUCCUUCCUUCCUUCCUUCUUUUCUUUCUUUUCUUUUUUUUAAGUUUGCACCCUGCCUGGACACAUACCUAACAACAGCACUUCAUAGGUAGAUUGAGAUGUGCUUUCUUGGCCUAAAGAUCCUCGUUCCUGACUUGCGCAUGAGUUUAAGCUACAAAACGAAUUGCUACCCUUCCCCCUCAAUUUCACAGAGUCGUGUUCGGUCUGUUUUCUUCUGUUGCACCCCCAGGUGAAUGCAAGGCGAAUGGAAGACCUGGAGAUCUGGAGAGACCAGCUGGAUCAGUAUUUGCCAUUCAAAUCCGUUUGGAUCUACUGGAGAUCCGGCCGUAAAGUUUUGGGAGACAGAAAGAGGGAGGAGGAAGAGGUUGCCUCAAUCCUUCUUUCUUUCCUCUUCCUUCCAAGGCCAGGAUAUUUCAGGGUUGGGUGUCCUCCCAGUUUCCCCACAGGCGGAAGGUUGGUCCCACCAGAUCUGCAGGCCUGGAAUAAAGUAAGAGCAUUUUUAUUUGGGGGAAACGAAGAUGCUGCGCAGAAGAAGAAAGACAGAGCAGAGGAAAGUUCCCAGUGUUUCUUUCAGAUAUUUGGGGUUCACGCA